AUGUGUUGUGCCACUUGAGGCGUUCUUCCGGUGUCUGUUUCUGUCAAAAUGGCUCGUGUGGUACAAUCUAAGGUUGCUGUUGUUUCCACUGUUUUCUUCGUAUGUUUACAUUUUGCAUGUUGUAAUAACGGAAGAAGGGUUGGUGAUGCCUUGGAGACUGAGUUCAGUGGUUUCUCUGUGCCUCUUGAACACUCAUUUGAAGUCGAUGAUGUAGCAAAGUUUCAAGUGCGUGGAGCUCUGCUGUUAAAGCCUGGAAGAGAGCCGAGUGUCUCACUAAGUCAGAACCCGCUGUCAGAUGAGGACAGGACCAAAUUGAAGGAAGUGGCUGCAGUGGACGGUCUGUACAGGAUCAGAGUGCCUCGUGUUUUCCUGCAGGCUGACAGACAGACAGAGCGGCAGAUGGAAGGCUACCUCACGGCAUUCGUCAGAGCUUGUGCCAUGGUUGAGUCCCAUCUGAGCGAUGUGAUCGCACUCCACACUGACGUCUCUGGGUACCUCAUUGGUGUCUCCAUAGUGACGUUGCCCGGGGCCUGCAGGGGCACGGAGGUUGAGGAUGAAGUCGACCUUGAGAUUUUCAACACCACGCUCAGCAUAAUGGCUCCAGUCAAUGCACCUGGACCUGAGACGGCUUUCUUCCUUGAACGGAUGGAACAGGAAUCUGAGAAGAAAGGGAAGAACCCACAAGAGCAGAAAUCUUUCAUCGCUAAAUAUUGGUAUUUGAUUCUGGGUGGUGCAAUCUUCCUCAUGGUCACCAAUUCAGCACAGCCCCCAGCAGGGGGAGGCAGAGAGCAGAGCUGAGUCCCACUGAAUGGAUGUACAUUGUGCCUCUCGUUCUUUUCUUGAUGAUGUCUGGCGCUCAGGAUCAGGCGGGAGCAGGAGCUGGUGGUGGAGCAGGCAAUGGCGGUGGCCGAUGAUCAACAACACAACAAUUUUUGUUUUGUUUUCGUUUUUUGUGAACUAAACAAUACUUCUCUGGCAGUUUGUCAUUGCUGUACAUAAUGCUGUUAACGGACACACACAACUUACCUGUACAUUGUAGAAGAGAUAUUGUGCCCUGCAGAUGACUGCGUUUUUAAUUCUAAUGUGAAAAUAAAGUAUUUAUUACUUGA
This is a messenger RNA of Oreochromis aureus, 1109 nucleotides long. RefSeq names its product ER membrane protein complex subunit 10 (gene emc10). The transcript is spliced from 8 exons. The record is from RefSeq and is a predicted model, not a curated record. Gene Ontology annotation, cellular component: EMC complex. The coding region runs from base 49 to 798 and encodes 249 amino acids. Lineage: Eukaryota; Metazoa; Chordata; Actinopteri; Cichliformes; Cichlidae.